CAGCGAAUUUGGGGCGGCGAAGGGAGGGGCCAGAGCCAAGCGCCGCGGGGAGCAGGAGCCAGCGGGGCGGGGCAAAGCGGGGAAGGGGGCAGCCUCCAGAGCUCCAGAGGGGAGGCGGGGAAAGGACCCGCGGGGCAGUGAGGUGGGAGUGAGCCUCGUGGAUAAAGGGGGCGGCCCAGAGCGCGGCCCAGGAUUCCGCCCGCAGCGGGAGAGGCUGCAUUCUCCUCAUCCGCUCUGUAGCUGUCUUCGCCAGUCCCUCGGCCGCUGCCACCGCCGCCUCCGCCUCUCGGGUUCCACUCUUCUAUCCUCGCCCGCCGCCCUUAUCACCCGGGAGACGGACCUCGAGCGCCUGCGGAAUCGGAGCCGGCUUCAUGGCAGCCGGGAAGGCGAACUUGGGGCCGUUGGUGGGGGCCGUUGAUCAGGGCACCAGCUCCACGCGUUUUCUGGUUUUCAAUUCAAAAACAGCUGAACUACUUAGUCAUCAUCAAGUGGAACUAGAGCAGAAGUUCCCUAAAGAAGGAUGGGUGGAACAAGAUCCCAAGGAGAUUUUGCAGUCUGUCUAUGAAUGUAUAGAAAGGACUUGUGAUAAACUUACUGAGCUGAAUAUUGACAUUUCUUCUAUCAAAGCCAUUGGUGUGAGCAAUCAGAGAGAAACCACUAUAAUUUGGGACAAAUACACUGGAGAACCCCUCUACAAUGCUGUUGUAUGGCUUGAUCUAAGAACCCAGGGUACAGUUGAAACUUUAAGUAAAAGAAUUCCAGGAAAUAAUAACUUUGUCAAGUCCAAGACUGGUCUUCCACUUAGCACUUACUUUAGUGCUGUGAAACUUCACUGGAUCUUAGAAAAUGUGAGAAAAGUUAAAAAAGCUGUUGAAGAAGAAAGAGCUCUUUUUGGAACUGUUGAUUCAUGGCUUAUCUGGAGUUUGACAGGAGGGCCUAAUGGAGGUGUCCAUUGUACAGAUGUAACAAAUGCCAGUAGGACAAUGCUUUUCAACAUUCAUUCUUUAGAAUGGGAUGUAGAACUAUGCGAGUUUUUUGAGGUUCCUAUGACAAUACUUCCAAAUAUCCGGAGUUCUUCUGAGAUCUAUGGUCUAAUGAAAAUCUCUCAUAGCCUGAAAGCUGGGGCCUUGGAAGGUGUGCCAUUAUCAGGGUGCUUGGGAGACCAAUCUGCUGCCUUAGUUGGACAAAUGUGUUUCCAAGAUGGACAGGCCAAAAAUACAUAUGGAACAGGCUGUUUCCUACUAUGUAACACAGGCCAAAAGUGUGUUUUCUCUGACCAUGGCCUUCUUACCACUGUGGCUUAUAAACUGGGCAGAGACAAGCCAGUAUGCUAUGCAUUGGAAGGAUCUGUUGCUAUAGCUGGUGCUGUUAUUCGUUGGCUAAGAGACAACCUUGGUAUUUUAAAAACUUCAGAGGAAAUUGAAAAACUUGCUAAAGAGGCGGGCACUUCUUAUGGCUGCUAUUUUGUUCCAGCAUUCUCGGGGUUAUAUGCACCGUACUGGGAGCCUAGUGCAAGAGGGAUUAUUUGUGGCCUUACUCAGUUCACCAGUAAACAGCAUAUUGCUUUUGCUGCAUUAGAAGCUGUUUGUUUCCAAACAAAAGAGAUUUUGGAUGCCAUGAAUAAAGACUGUGGAAUUCCACUCACCCAUUUGCAAGUAGAUGGAGGAAUGACCAACAAUAAAAUUCUCAUGCAACUUCAAGCAGAUAUUCUUUAUAUACCAGUAGUAAAGCCUUCGAUGCCUGAAACAACAGCACUGGGUGCUGCCAUGGCAGCAGGUGCUGCAGAAGGAGUUGGAGUCUGGAGUCUUGAACCUGAAGAUUUAUCAGCUGUAACAAUGGAACGAUUUGAACCUCAGAUCAAUCCAGAAGAAAGUGAAAUUCGUUAUGCCAUUUGGAAAAAAGCUGUGCAGAAAUCAAUGGGCUGGGCCACAGGACAGACUUCUCCAAAUGCAGGUGACCCUAAUAUCUUCUGUAGUGUGCCAUUGGGCUUUUUUAUAGUGAGUAGCAUGGUAAUGUUAAUCGGAGCAAGGUACAUCUCAGGUAUUCCAUAAAUACCUGAACAUAUUUCAUGGACUCCCUUGGAUGCAGUCUUUUUUAUGUACCAAGAGAAUCUAGCAAUUCUUUCUCUUAUUCUGGUAUACUACCUAAUAGAACUUUAUUUAUAAGCCACAUGCUGCAUGACCCAUGGGUAAUCUUGCGGUUUGACUGAAAGAAAACACAGCAGAAAGAACUAUAGAAAUACAUAGUGUAUUUUUAAAAAACACCAUCUGUUAAGGUUGGGCUGGUCCUUUAAGGAACGGAACAUCCUCAGUCAGCCUUCUUCCCCUCAGGAUCUAGGAACAACUAAGAUUCCAUUUGUGAUGACUUAUCAGCAUUUUCAAUUGUUGAUGAACUAGGAAUUUUAUACUCUGUGUUGCAAGUACUUAAUUAGGAUACUCCUUCAAAAAAAGGAAAAAAGGAGGGUACAUUUUUUUCCUUGGUCCCCAAAGGGCCUCCUUCCUAUGUAAUAAGAAGGCCAAAGGUUGUAUAGUUCAACAAUCCUAAAUUCUAAAAAAAGUGGAAAGUUUAAGAAUAGCAUAAUUUAAAUAUUUUCCUAUAAAUUAUUUCACCCUAACUGGAAUUCUUCAAUUACUUAAACAGUCUCAUCAAUAUAACUAAAACUACUUGUAUUUUUGCCUUGAUUGUGCAGAGGAGGACCUUUUGUUUCCUUUUCUUUCAUCUCUCCUUGUGUGUGUGUGUGUGUGUGUGUGUGAUUAACUUUGAAUGCCCAUAAAUUGUACAUAUAAAGUGUAGCACCUAAAACAUGGGUUCAAGUGUAAGUGGAUAGUGACUAUCUACAUAUAGAAGAGUUAUGUACAUUAAUCUCCAGGAGGUACUUUUUCUUGAAGAGCUAACAAGAUUUAUAAUUAAAGUAUAUAUUCUAUGUCAGCAAAUGAAAAUACACCCUAUUCAGAAUUCAACUAUGUGUCAUACUUUAUUACUUAGGUGUUGUAAUUAGAUAAAUGCUGAACAACUAUUGGUCCAAAUAAAGACUUUUAAACUCAAUUUUAGCUAUAUUGGGAAGUAUUAUUAAUUUUUAAAAACCUGAAGAGAAAAAAUAAUUUGGGGCAUAGAGUCAAAACUUUGAUUACAUCCAAAUGUGUUAUUACCAGCUUCACAGAAUAUAAUUUUUACUUUGGAAGACAGAAUUAUCCCUACUUAAUAUCUUUUAAAGGGUUCAUUAGCCUUUCUUGAAGCUAAUUAAAAUCUUCUUAAAAUUAAUUUAACUGUGUUUUUUCUUUAAUAACAAUGAGAAAAUAUAGACAGUGCAUUUCCAUACAAAACAUUUAACUUAAUUAUUUUUAUAAUCAAGUACAAUGUCUAAAUAUGUGAUUUUAAAUAAUGUUGACUAUAAAAAGCAUUUUUCCUUCACUGAAUAUGUAUAUAGAUUUUUGCAUGUUUGGGGAGAAGGAAGUAAACUUUAGACAAACCUAUGUACCUUUUUGUGCAAUUUUUUUUCCUUGUAAAUAUUAUCUAAAAUAUUGUGAUAAUCUAACAAGCAAGACUUCUUUUUUAUGUUUGUAUUGAGAUUUAUUUGCAAAAUAGCAUAAAAAAGAAGCCAACCAAUAAAAUGUGAAUUUUUCACAAUAUUUUCUGUAUCUGAAUAUGUUUCCCAUUGUAAUUAGGUGAUCCUGAACAAUUACAACCCAUGUGAAAAAUUUUCUCAAGUUAGUUUACUUGUUACUAAAUAGUACCUCUCAAUAAUUUCAUCAAUUGAAACAGAAAACAAAGGUUUUGAAAAUUGAAUGUAAAAAUAAUUUCAUUAUCCUACCUUUUAAAAAUUGCUGGUACUCAUUUGUAAUUCUGAUCAUGCUAUUUUUCCCAUCUUUUUAACUUGUAAUAAUUCUAGUUGAUGAGAUAAUAUAAUUUAUGCUAUUAUAAUAAGUUAUUGAAAUUAGCAUUUUGGGGAAAUGGGAAGAGGGAAAGAUACUUUAACACAGUUACAUUUCUGCCAAGGUAGGUUGAAUUAAUUGUAAAUAAUAAUGGAAAACACUGUUCAAAUUAUUUUUAGCACCUUGUGAAUUUUUCUAUGAAUUACAUGAUUUAUCAUUUCUAUUUGAGAUUGUACACAAUGACAUCAAAAUAUGAUUAAUAAAUUUACUUUUAAAAA
Molecule: messenger RNA, 4150 nt
Organism: Monodelphis domestica (gray short-tailed opossum)
Lineage: Eukaryota; Metazoa; Chordata; Mammalia; Didelphimorphia; Didelphidae
Gene: GK
Product: glycerol kinase
Biological process (GO): phosphorylation; glycerol metabolic process; glycerol-3-phosphate biosynthetic process
Cellular component (GO): mitochondrion
Molecular function (GO): glycerol kinase activity
Source: RefSeq, a predicted model, not a curated record